Acanthocheilonema viteae is the source of this 2457-nucleotide messenger RNA. The record is from the annotation of a GenBank genome assembly. NCBI's taxonomy places the organism in Eukaryota, Metazoa, Nematoda, Chromadorea, Rhabditida, Onchocercidae.
AUGUCAGGGUUUAUCUAUUUGGUUCAGUUAACGUACCUUUUAUGGUAUGCAUCAACGCUCGAAGCUUGGUCACCAACUCGACCAAAUAUAAUACUUAUCAUGACCGAUGAUCAGGAUAUUGAAUUAGGCUCCAUGCAGUUUAUGCCAAAAACAGUACAUCUGUUAAAAGAACGUGGAGUGACAUUCAACUCAGGUUUCGCAUCAACACCUAUAUGUUGCCCAAGUCGAAGUUCAAUAUUGACUGGAAUGUAUGCUCACAAUCAUCAUGUACCUACCAAUAAUCACAACUGUUCGGGGAAUGAUUGGAGGAAUAAUUAUGAAAAAAAUACAUUUGCCGUAUAUCUAAAAAAUGAAGCAGGUUAUACAACGGCGUAUUUUGGUAAAUAUUUAAAUGAAUACACCGGUUCAUACAUUCCCCCUGGCUGGGAUCAUUGGAUGGGGUUGCUCCGGAAUAGCCGAUUCUAUAACUACACGAUAAAUGUGAACGGUGAUAAGAUCAAGCAUGGUUGGAAUUAUGAAAAGGACUAUUUCACCGAUUUAAUCGCUAACGAUACGAUAACAUUUAUUCGACAUUUGCAUAGAGAAGAUCUCUUCAAACCAUACAUGAUUGUGUUAUCAUUUCCAGCACCACAUGGUCCAGAAGACCCAGCUCCACAAUAUUCUUCAUGGUUUCAAGAUGUCGAAACACAUAGAACAGAAGCUUGGAACUAUGCUCCAAAUCCUGAUAAACAAUGGAUUUUGCAACAUACCGGACGUAUGGAACCAGUUCAUGUUGUAUUUACCGAUGUUUUACAUAGGCGACGAUUGCAAACACUGCAAAGUGUGGAUAGUAAUAUUCAAAGACUAGUAAAUGAAUUGCGCGAUCUGGGUGAUCUGUCGAAUACCGUUUUCAUCUAUACAAGCGAUCAUGGAUAUCAUUUGGGGCAAUUUGGCUUGGUGAAAGGUAAAAAUAUGCCAUAUGAAUUUGAUAUCCGCGUGCCAUAUUUUAUUCGUGGACCAGGAUUUCCGAAAAAUAUAACGAUCCGUGAACCUGUAAUGAAUGUUGAUAUAGCUCCAACAAUCUUAGAUAUAGCUGGAAUAGCAGUACCACGUCAUAUGGAUGGACGUUCAUUGGUACAACUUAUGCGACAAUACGAUAAACAAAAAAGGAAGACAAAAAAGGAAGCAGAAAAAACGGAGUUCAGAUGGCGAGACACAGUAUUGAUUGAAAGGGGAAAAAUGGCGAAAUUAAUUCGAAUACGUGAUCGCUUUAUGAAGCAGCAUGGUCGAUUGAAUAAAGAUAUUCGUGUACAAAAAGCUUGUACUCGAUCGGAAUUCAGGGAACCAUGCAGGAAAGGGCAGCAAUGGAAAUGCAUUCAUGAUGCUUCCGGUAAGUGGAGAAUUUUCAAAUGUCAGACAAAUGUAGAUAUCAUCAAGGAAUGUGAUUGUUCUUUGGAAGCUAUACUGAAACGGCGCUAUCGACGAUCCAGGAAAAAGCAUGGUUUGCUCAAUUAUAAUUUAAAUUUUCUUAGGAGAGCAACUAUAGCUCAGUUGGACGAGGAAGGUGAAACAGUUCUUCUAGACGAGACCUUGCGAAGUCUUUGGGAGGAAGAAUUUUUGCAAUAUAUGCAAGAGAAAGAAGUGAUGGAAAAUGGUGAGUGGUACCAAGGUGUUUUGGAAGACCGAAAUGCUGGUGAUAUACGCAUCAAGCGAUCGAUAAAAAUGGAAAAAGCGAGGAUUGGCUCUCUUUGUGUUCGAUACAAUACGAGUGUCAUUUGCAAACCGAAAGUAUUUCGGAAUUCCAAAUUAUGGACAAUUCACAAGGCAAAAGUGGAUGGCCGAAUUGAAAGUCUUAGGAGAAAAUUAUUGCUUUAUAAGAAUAUGCGGAGAACAUUGAAACGAAGGCGACCAUUAACAUCGAAUAAUUUUUUAUCAAGUAAUUUAAGUGGUUGUAUCUGCAAAGGAACGCAUGCUCGUCUGCUAGGGAAUAAAAAUAGCCGCAGUGAUGUGUCAUGGUGGCGAAGAAGUGGAAAAAAUGUUCACAACAGCCUUGGAGUUAAUUCAAAAAGCUCAAGUCAUGGUGAAAUGCAUGCGAAUUGUACAGUACCACAGAUGAAUUGUUUCGUCCAUGGUGCAGAUCACUGGAGGACGCCACCGUUUUGGCCGGAACGGUAUGGCCAGUUUUGCUUCUGUCAAAAUUCUAACAACAACACAUAUUGGUGCAUACGGACAGUUAACAGUACACACAACUUUCUAUACUGCGAGUUUAUCACCGAAUUUAUAAGCUACUAUGAUCUUAAUACCGAUCCUUAUCAGUUGCACAAUAUCAUAUGGAGCAUACCAUUGGGAGUGUUGGAACAAUUAAGUAGGCAACUUGAACUUCUGCGGACAUGCCAAGGUCAUGCACAAUGCGAACAUUAUUCCUCUUCAACAUGGCAUCUUCCAUUUAUGGAAAGUGAUAAUGAUAGUGUUAAUUAA